Molecule: messenger RNA, 297 nt
Organism: Podospora pseudocomata
Lineage: Eukaryota; Fungi; Ascomycota; Sordariomycetes; Sordariales; Podosporaceae
Exons: 2
Coding region: 1-201 (66 amino acids)
Source: RefSeq, a predicted model, not a curated record
AUGGUGCAGGGCAAGGCGGAGAGUGUGUCCCUUGUUGCGGGCAGCAGUGAUGUGGGACGUCUGGUAGCAAACAGUGCCGCAAGUGUAGGCACAGGCUCUCUCUUCAAGCACAGGGGCAGCCUCUACCUCGGUCGAGACCGGUGCAGCAGACACGGCGACCACCGAGAGAAUGGUAACGAGGGCGGAGAGGAACUGAAAUGAUUAGUCUCAACAGAAAGGAUGCUGGGUGUCCAGUGACUUACCUGAACCAUUUUGACCGAUGAAAACUAUGUACAAAUGCAAGCUCGGGCUCGUGGG